Molecule: messenger RNA, 3318 nt
Organism: Sarcophilus harrisii (Tasmanian devil)
Lineage: Eukaryota; Metazoa; Chordata; Mammalia; Dasyuromorphia; Dasyuridae
Gene: TRMT1L
Product: tRNA methyltransferase 1 like
Exons: 16
Coding region: 17-2323 (768 amino acids)
Biological process (GO): tRNA N2-guanine methylation
Cellular component (GO): nucleus
Molecular function (GO): RNA binding
Source: RefSeq, a predicted model, not a curated record
CGUGGAAGUGGUAACUAUGGAGAACAUGGCGGAGGAGGCGGCGUCGCCGGACCUGGAGCCUGAGCCCGAGCCCGAGCCCGAGCCCGAGCCCGAGCCUGAGCCCGAACCCGAGGAGGCGACCCCGGAGGCUGCUUCGGAGAGCAAUGGACUUAGUAAUUCAGUAAAAUUAAGCAACAACAGUUAUGAUAAAGACAUUGUAUCUGAAAUGGAAUUGAAGACUGGUGAGAAAGAAGCAGAACAGGAGGAAAGUGUGAAAGAGCCUUACAGCAUCUUGGCCUCAUCUGAUUUAUCAAGAGAAACACACAUCUCAAUUCAAAGACAGCUGACUGAUCUAGAGAAAUUAGCUUACCUGAGCGAAAAUGACUCUGCCUCUGCCAUGUCCUCAUCAAACACUGAUCAGCUUGAUGCAGCUGGUAAAAAACUUUGUCCAUUAUGCCCUGAAGAAAAAUUUAAAGCUUGUUAUAGCCAUAAACUUCAUCGUCACCUUCAGAAUUUGCACUGGAAAGUUUCUGUUGAAUUUGAAGGUUAUAGGAUGUGCAUUUGUCACUUGCCUUGUCGACCAGUAAAACCAAACCUCAUUGGAGAUCAGACGUCUAGUAAGAUGGGGGCCCAUUAUCACUGUAUCAUUUGUUCAGCAACAAUCACACGAAGAACUGAUAUGAUAGGACAUAUUAAACGCCAUGUGAACAAAGGAGAAACUGAAUCCAGAUAUAUUGCAGCCUCUGCUGCUAAACUAUCCCGUGAAGUGUUGAAAGAAGCAGACACUGACAUACAAGUUCUUCCUAACUAUUCUACGCCUCAGAAAACAGAUUCCUACUUUAAUCCAAAAAUGAAAUUAAACAGGCAACUGAUAUUCUCUACACUGGCUGUGUUGGCUGAGGAACGGAAGCCUUUGGAAUGUUUGGAUGCUUUUGGAGCUACUGGCAUAAUGGGAUUACAGUGGGCAAAACACCUUGGGAAUGCAGUAAAGGUUACUAUUAAUGAUUUUAAUGAAAACUCUGUGACGAUGAUUCAGGAAAAUUGCCAUUUAAACAAAAUGAAAGUGAUGUUGGACAGCAAAGAAGAGGAUGAGUGUGAUGAAGCUCUUGAAGAAGGAGAAGAAAAUGUUGGUGCAAUUGAAGUGACCAAAAUGGAUGCCAAUGUACUGAUGCACUUGAGAUCGUUUGACUUUAUACACUUGGACCCAUUUGGAACAUCAGUGAACUAUCUAGAUUCUGCCUUUAGAAAUGUAAGGAAUCUUGGGAUAGUGUCAGUAACUUCGACAGACAUCAGUUCUUUAUAUGCAAAGGCUUUGCAUGUGGCCCGGCGUCAUUAUGGCUGUAACAUUGUACGAACUGAAUACUACAAGGAACUGGCAGCCAGAAUUGUUGUGGCUGCAGUGGCAAGAGCUGCGACUCGUUGUAAUAAAGGUAUAGAAGUCUUGUUUGCAGUAGCCCUAGAACAUUUUGUCCUUGUAGUUGUGAGAGUUUUGAGGGGUCCCACCCCAGCUGAUGAAACAGCAAAGAAAAUUCGAUACCUGAUUCACUGUCAGUGGUGUGAAGAGAGGAUUUUUCAAAAGGAUGGUAAUAUGGUAGAAGAAAACCCAUAUAGACAGCUGCCCUGUGAUUGUCACGGAAGCAUGCCUGGAAAGACAGCAAUAGAACUGGGUCCUUUAUGGUCAGGUUCUCUCUUUAAUACUGGAUUCCUCCGAAGAAUGCUGUUUGAAGCGGUUCAGCAUGGUUUAGACGACAUUCAGCCCCUAAUAAAGACUUUAAUCUGUGAGGCAGAGUGCACCACUCUAAAACAGUUUUCAAUUCAUGCACCUACAAGUCUCAAUAAGCAAGAGGAAUGUGGCGUAGUUAUUAAAACUCCAGAUACUGGAACAGAUUAUUAUGUUGUACAUGGAAAGAGAAAAAGUAAUGAAAUAUGCAGAAAUGCUACCAAGAAACAAAAGGCUGAGGUGAAUGCAGAACAUCCUCCCUUCUAUUACAACAUCCACCGACACAGCAUCAAGGGGAUGAACAUGCCAAAGUUAAAUAAGUUUCUGCAGUAUCUCUCCCAAGCGGGCUUCCGGGUCAGCCGUACCCACUUCGACCCCAUGGGCGUGCGGACAGACGCCCCGCUGAGCCAGUUCAAAGCUAUCCUGAUGAAGUACAGCAUGCCUACCUACACGGGGGGACAGUCGGAGGGCCACAUGCAGUCAGCAGCUGAGGACACGAGAACAGAUUCCAUCCCUAUGUCCAUGGAUGGCAGGGCUGAUGAGGCCAUGGGGAACGAGAAAUCUAGUAAUGAGAGCUUGUUCCCAGAUGUCCUGACAGACGACUGGAGAGCUCCUGUUGUGUGAUUUAAUUCCCGUGAUGUAACAAAUAUAAAACAUUCAUAUUUUUAUAUGGAAACCUCAGCAGUUUCUAAUUGGUUUCUAAGUUGGUUUGGAGAGCUGUGCAUUGAAACUUUCUUAUUCUAAAGGAGACAGUUUCAGAAUAUUACAGAUGUUUCAUGUGAUGCAGAUUUUGUGGUUGAUGUCAUCCCUCUGGUUAAAUAAUUUGGAAGAGUUUCACAGCUGACUGUUGGGUACUUUUGAAAUAUUUUCAAUUGUACAUCACCACUUGAGCCUAUUCACCAUGUUUAUAGUAAAUAAACUUUUUAUAGGGCAGAUAGUGGGAGCCAGAAGCCUUUAAACAUUACCAUGACCUUGAGCUUAUAAGUGUUUCUUCUGGGCCUACAUUGUAUUUCACAAUUAAGUAGCUAAAAGUAUUGGCACUGCACAUUGCAGGCCUACCAACCAAGUGAUCAGUCAGAUAUCUAUCUGUGCCAAAGGUAGAAAUGACAGACAUUUUAUAAAUGAAAGGAAAGAGGGAUUGCUGUGCAGCAAACUUUUCUUACACAUUUGAGGCCUUUUUAUUAUAUUGUAAUCUAUCAGGCGCCAGAUUUCUUAGACAUGUAAAAGAACAAAAGGUGAAUUAUCUCACUGCCUCAUGCACUGCAUAAACACAUUAAUCUGGUUGUGAUCUGCCUUUUAGAAGUAUAAUAUAUAAUCUCAUAGUGAUUUUUCAUUUUCAGUGUUAAAUAUUAUAUAAAAGGCAUUUUAAUAUAAGCAUAAAAGAGUACAAAGACUAAAAAUAGAUUUAGAAUUUUUUUUUCUUUCCUUCUACCAUUUCAAAAGUAUUUGGAGCAAAAAAGGUUUGGAAUUUGCUUUUUUGAUCUUAUUUUAUCCUUUUAUUUUUAUUCUAAGAGAAUUUUAGCAUUUUACUUUUGAAAGCUUAGGACCAUUAACUUCAUUUCACGAGUUGUUCCAAAAUUGCAAGCCUUUUCCCUCUUUUUUGAAGGUUACUGAAAUAU